This is a messenger RNA of Hipposideros armiger (great roundleaf bat), 1058 nucleotides long. It is a transcript of the gene GCSAML, whose product is annotated as germinal center associated signaling and motility like. The record is from RefSeq and is a predicted model, not a curated record. The transcript has 5 exons. Bases 117 to 527 code for a protein of 136 amino acids. Gene Ontology annotation, biological process: regulation of B cell receptor signaling pathway; regulation of lymphocyte migration. NCBI's taxonomy places the organism in Eukaryota, Metazoa, Chordata, Mammalia, Chiroptera, Hipposideridae.
GUUGGCGGGAGCACAAGCCAGUGGUCAGAUGCAACAUCCUGCCUGGUGUUGCUUUGGUCAAGACUGCCCAAAGUGGAGUGAAGUCAGGAGCUGAGAACCCCAGCCACACUGACGGGAUGGGAAAUAACCUGCUGAGAGAACUCAAUUGCCUCAGAGACAAUCAAAAGCUCAGGAAGGUAAACCCAGACGUGGAACAGAAACGGCAGGAAAUGACUACAGUUGAAAGACAAAAUCAAGGUCAAGAUAAGAAAAGUAAAGAAGUUUCAUCCACUUCUAAUCAGCAGGAAAAUGAGAAUGGCAGUGGCUCUGGAGAGGUGUGCUACACUGUCAUCAGUCACAGCUCCUGUCGGAGGCCUUCCUUGAGCUCCAAUGAAAAUGGUUAUGAGAACAUCGACUCUUGUGCAAAGAGAGUGAGAUCUUUUAAAGAAGGGUCAGAAACAGAAUACGCCCUCCUCAAGACUACUUGCAUUACUAGGCCUCCUUCCUGCACCCCUGAGCAUGAUUAUGAACUCGUGCUUCCCUACUAGAACCUCAUGCCUCAUCAUCUUUCAGUAACAAAGAUGGUACAGAAUAGUGACCUCUGGGCAAGUCUCUCUCAGCAGUUCAUAAAACAUUAAUUUCUGGCCAGAGUUUAGAAAUGAUAUCCUUUUACUCUAUUGCCUGGGGAAACUCUUAAACAUGGCAUCUCUGUGGUUUGCAUGAAGCCAUAUAAAAUGACAUAAUGAUAUAAAGUAUUCUACAUCUUUUGGUUUGUCAAGUUGGAGGACAUUGAGAUGGUGGGGGAAACCAUAUUUGUCAAUAAGCAUCUACAAAUAUUUGACCUAAAAUAUUCAAUUCCAACCAUGCUGUCCAAAUUUCAAAUGCCAAUAUUCUCAUUUCUAAUUAUUUGUUUUAGUUUUAAAAUGUAAUCCACUCAAUGAACUUUUAAAAUAUAAGACCAGUGGUGAGCCCCAUUGCUAGCCUGAUAUUUAAUUCAAUUUCACCUUCUAUAUAUUUUUGAAAUUUUCCAUGUAUUUGGGAUUUUACUUGCAGUAGCAAUUCAAAAAUCGAUAGUUUUU